This is a messenger RNA of Mixia osmundae IAM 14324, 3084 nucleotides long. RefSeq lists its product as uncharacterized. The record is from RefSeq and is a predicted model, not a curated record. Gene Ontology annotation, biological process: nucleotide-excision repair, DNA gap filling; DNA biosynthetic process; DNA recombination. Gene Ontology annotation, cellular component: DNA ligase IV complex. Gene Ontology annotation, molecular function: ATP binding; DNA ligase (ATP) activity; DNA binding. The transcript has 22 exons. Bases 1 to 3084 code for a protein of 1027 amino acids. NCBI's taxonomy places the organism in Eukaryota, Fungi, Basidiomycota, Mixiomycetes, Mixiales, Mixiaceae.
AUGUCAGUCGCGUCGACCGUUCCUCUCAAGAUCUUGAGCCUCUCAGCGCUCGACGUUGCUGUGGCCGUCUUUCCAGCAUCUGCCUCGCAGAUGAGUUCGCCGAUCGCUUCGAGCAGCAAGGUGAAGCUCGAGGAUUCCCCAAAGAAAUACAACAAAUUCUCACCCGCAAAAGACUCAUCGCCCAGCAAGAGACCAGCAGGCACUCAAGAGAGGGGCAACUCAAGCAGUCCCGCCAAGCGCAGUAAGGAUUUUGCCGAGUUGAAGGCAAAAGAUCCUCUCGAUGACAGACCGCAUCACGACCCACGUCUGAUUCCACAUGGACCCUCGCCGCGCUUUGGCGUACUUAGCGAUAUUUUGGACGUCAUCCAAGAGAAACAGGCGUCCAAGAGACGCAAGCCAGAAAUUACAGAUAAAUACAUACUCGCCAUUUUUGCUAAUUGGCGGAAAGAUGUCGGAUUGGAUCUGUAUCCCCUCAUUCGCCUGCUCCUACCGGAUAAAGAUCGCGAGCGAAAUAAUUACGGUCUGAAGGAGAACAACCUUGCAAAGGUCUAUACAAAGGCGCUAAACCUCGACAAGGACACAAGCGCCGCUCAGAGGCUCAGAGACUGGAAGAACCCAACCCAAGGCGGCAAAGCUCGAGCGGGCGAUUUUGCAAGUAUAGCGAAGGAGGUCAUUCAGGAACGAUCCGGUGUCACGGAGCAUGUCCUCACAAUCGAUGAGGUGAACGAAAACCUCGACAGGCUCGCGGCAGCGUCCGGAGAGAAAGACAAGGGCAAAGUCAUCGCAUGGUUCAACGAGCGCAUGACCGCCAACGAACAGCGAUGGCUCAUCGGCAUCAUUCUUAAAGACAUGAAGCUUUCUUUAGGUGAAAAGAGAGUCAUGAAGGUUUUGCAUCCGGAUGCAAUGGGUCUCUUCAAUGUCUGCUCCGAUCUCAAGCGCGUCUGCUGGACACUCUUCGAUGCAGAGAUCACCCUGACGAAAGAUGACACGGUCAUCCGCUGUAAUCGACACUUUCGUCCGAUGUUUUGCAAGCGCAAUGAGAAAGAUCUUGGCGACGUCAUCCGACUCAUGCAUCUCAAUAAUCCAGAUCAGAAGUUUGUCAUCGAAGAGAAGCUCGACGGCGAGCGCAUUCAAUUGCACAAAUUCGGCAACAACUUUCGAUACUGGUCAAGACAGGGAACUGAUUAUACUAACCUGUACGGCGGCAAUAAAUACAAGGGCAGCUUGACGCCUCACAUUCAGGAAGCUUUCGAUAGCGCAAUCAGCCAAAUCAUUCUAGACGGCGAGAUGCUCGUUUACGAUCCCAUGAUGGACAAGCUCUGCGCGUUCGGCACGCUCAAGAGUGCUGCCAAGCAAAAUCAAGAGCCAACGUUCAGUGACGGAUCGGCACAGAGACCCUGUCUGCGUAUCUUUGACAUUUUGCUCGUAAAGGGCGCGGAUGGGGUCGUAUACAAUCUGGCCCAAUAUCCCCUUCAGAAACGUAAAGAAGCCCUUCGCACGCUCGUCAAGCCUAUCAAAGGCUACAUUGAAUUCGCGCACGCAGUCGAAGGAGCCUCGCUAGACGAUAUCAAGCGUGAGAUGGACGUCGUGCUGCAAGCUUCGGGCGAAGGCUUGGUCAUCAAACAUCCGCUUACGCUCUAUCUGCCGGGUCAGCGCAAUGAGGCUUGGAUCAAACUCAAGCCAGAGUAUAUGGAUGCGCUUUGGGAAGAUCUUGACCUGAUCAUCGUCGGCGCUUUCUUGGGUGAAGGCAGACGAGGAGGCAUGUAUGGCUCAUUCGCCGUAGCCUGUUUGGACGAUCAGCUCUCGACGGAAGACCACAAGGUCUACGCCAAUGUUGCAAAAGUUGGAUCUGGCUUCAAGUAUACGGACUAUGUCAACUUCUAUUCGGGAGACGAGUUCAAGAAUCUCUGGACAAAGUUUCCAGCGCGUGGUCAGCCUGAUCCCUCAAGCCUCAAAUUUGGUGCAGAAAAGCCCGACUAUUACAUCGAUCCUGCAAAAUCGAUCGUGGUGACCGUGAAAGCGUCCUCUCUCGUGCGUGACGCGGUCAAUUAUGGCGCAGAAGUCACCCUUCGCUUUCCUCGUUGUACUGCUAUACGGACAGACAAGGAUAUUGAGGACAUCGAAACGCUGACGAGCGUCUGGGAGCGUCUGACGAAGCGUAAGCAACGACUUGGCGCAACAACUACGAAGCUCGACGGUCAUCUUCGACGACGAGUGCAGAAACGUAAAGCAGUCUCAAGCGAAGCGUCAGGCGACUCACAGCUUCCAAGGAGCGAGUCACAGCUCAAAUCGCGCAUCUUCAAAGGCCUGACCUUUCUGGUCAUGGAAGAUGGUCCAACAGCUACAAAGAAGCAGCUGGAGAUACUAGUGGCGACGCACGGCGGCGAAUAUCGGCAAGUGCCACCGAUAGAAGACAACAGGCGGAUAAUAGCGCACAGACUGAAUUUCCAUCGGGUCCGCAGGCUUUCGGAAAAGGGCGAGACCAUCAUCAGGCCAGAAUGGGUAAUGGAUUGUGUCGAUGCGCGGCGGAAGCUACCUUUGCUGGAAGAGUAUGUCCUUCAUGCCGGAAACGUGCCUAUCGAAAGCGAAGAGGAUCUUGAUAAGACUCCAGAGGAAGAUGACAGCGCUUCGCCCAUUGAUUUCAUUCCAGAUGUGCCAAUGCGCACUUAUGUCAGUGAUAGCGAAACGGAUGACGAUGUUCCACGUGCAGCAUCGCACGGUAGUGUCAAGCAGGAGGAGAACGACGAAUCUGUGGGUGCUACCCGAGAUGUUGCCUCGAUGUGGUCCUCUCGAUCGUUCUUUGCCUCGGAAGCGCCGGAGGAUACUGGACAAUUGACUCUUGCCGCCGACGAGCCCGAAACCAUGCAUUACGACAACGAGCAGAUUUUCAAGCAUCUCGUCUUCUACAUCGAUACAAGGGAAGCAGCACUCGCAAACGGACUCGAUGUGUCGCCUGGAAGUGUCAGUGAGAAUGAAGAUGAUGCGCGAGAAGCAGCGACAUUGCUGAUCUCGCGAGGCGCCAAGCUUGCAAGCAAUCUUGACAAUGUGCAGAUCUUUACAAGCGAACGCGACUACCCAAACUGA